This is a messenger RNA of Mesitornis unicolor (brown roatelo), 327 nucleotides long. Its product is annotated as fibroblast growth factor 18. The record is from RefSeq and is a predicted model, not a curated record. NCBI's taxonomy places the organism in Eukaryota, Metazoa, Chordata, Aves, Mesitornithiformes, Mesitornithidae. The transcript has 3 exons. The annotation marks the transcript as partial.
CCCAUGUCAGGGCGGCGGUGGGGGACUGCACUGCGCUAGCGGGAAGCCACUGACCGCCCCCCUCUCCUCGCCCAGCGAUGUAUUCACUGCUUUCAGCCUGCACUUGCCUAUGUUUACAUUUCCUGCUGCUGUGCUUUCAGGUACAGAUGUUUGCUGCUGAGGAGAAUGUAGAUUUUCGGAUACAUGUGGAGAACCAGACGCGAGCGAGGGAUGACGUGAGCAGGAAGCAGCUCCGGCUCUAUCAGCUCUACAGCAGGACAAGCGGGAAACACAUCCAAGUGCUCGGCAGGAGGAUCAGUGCCAAAGGAGAAGAUGGAGAUAAAUAUG